Molecule: messenger RNA, 881 nt
Organism: Saprolegnia diclina VS20
Lineage: Eukaryota; Oomycota; Saprolegniomycetes; Saprolegniales; Saprolegniaceae
Exons: 6
Coding region: 37-846 (269 amino acids)
Molecular function (GO): oxidoreductase activity, acting on single donors with incorporation of molecular oxygen, incorporation of two atoms of oxygen
Source: RefSeq, a predicted model, not a curated record
GCGGCGCCGGUCGAGGCGAGCGCAGUCGUCAGAAGCAUGUCGCGAUGCCAAACGAUCCGUAGGCACAUGAAGCAGCACGACGUGACGGCCAAGACCGCCGAGCUCGCGCUGGACCCCGAGGGCCAGUACGCAGCGUACCUCGAGGACGAGAUGCGCUUCUUCCAGGAGAGCCACAAGAUUCCGCUGGGCUGCGUCAAGGACAUUUUGCGCUCGCACUACCGGUCGCUGCGCACGCUCAAGCACGUGCUCAAGCCGCCGCCGCCGCCGCUCUCGGUGCAGCUCGAGAAGCUGUCGCCGCCGCACAUUGAGAUCCUUACGGCGCCGAUCCGCGAUAUCUGCGACCAGCUCACGCACAUGCAGUUCAACAUCUCGAUCCCGACCGCGGCUGAAGUCACGGCCAUGGGCAAGGACGUAUUUUACUACAAGCUCUGGGAGGCGGAGAGCAUCAGCAUGGGCAUCUUCUUCAUGCCGCCCGGAUCCAAGAUUCCUCUCCACGACCACCCGUUCAUGUCGGUCGUCACGCGAGUACUGUACGGCUCGUUCCACCUCAAAGCGUACAACUUGCUCGAGCACGAUCAAGUAGAUGACCAAGGAGCCCCGCUCCUUCUCGCCAAGCAGACGCGGAACAAGCACGUUACUGCACCGUGCACGAUGGAUCUGAACCCGUGGCAGCACAACCUGCACGAACUCGUGGCCGAAGGCGCAAUAGGCUGCGCUGUCUUUGACGUCACGAUCCCGCCCUACGACGACCUCGAUCGCCAUGGAAACCACUACAAGGUCAUCAAGCCCCAAGAAGACAUGGAAGACGUGUUUGUGCUCCAGACCACUGAGGGGCCCCACGCAUAAAUCUGCCUCAUUUAAUCCUAUUGCACCUAUUUCCA